GUGGAAAAGGUUAAAAUAUACAAUAAUCAUAUGUUUUAUUGGAAGCUAAUAUCUGGGAUUUUCCGAGUAUGUUGGUAUUUCCUAUGGUUUCACAUGUGCAUGCAUUCUACUAGUUUUGUUUGUGUGUGGCAGUAGUUGUUACCACUGGGAUGAGCGUUCAUUUAUGAAAUUGGUCAAUUGAAUAAGAUAGAUGAUUAAAGAGCGAAAGUCUGUGUUAUGCAAAUAUUUAUUGUAUUUUUAUAAGCACUUUUAGUUAUGAGUUGAUUUUAAAAUUGAUAUUAAACUCUCCUCUGUGAUAAGACGUGUUUGUUAUUUGCACCUAACCUCGAAGUGAUGUAUUGUUAGUGUUUAUCGUGAAUAAAGUUGUAGCGUUUGUGAAAAUCAAGCGUUAUGUCAGAGAAAACAGAGGAAGAUUUAAAUCAAAAGGACUCUCAGGUAGUGAAUGACAGUGAAAGCGAAGAUAAACUUGAAAAAAGCACCACAGAGUGCAAUGACGUUCCCAAUACGUUAGACUCGAGCGACCCUAACCAAGAACACAAUAAAAAUGUACAUUAUGAAGGUGAAACUUGCAUCUACACAGACCCUGAAUCUAAGUAUCAGUAUGUAUGGAUUUCAGAAAAAAACAAAUGGGUCCCGAGAUCCGACAGUACGGAAAAAGGGGAGAAAAUUUCAGAAGCCGAUUCAAAUUCUCUGCCGAACACCGUUUCUGAUAAAGAUUAUAAGUUUGAUGGAGAAUCGUAUGUAUAUGUCGACAAACAGACCGGUGUGACGUAUAAAUAUGAUACUGCUAGAAACAAAUGGAUAGAAAAAACAAAUUCAACUAUUUCAAAGAAGAAGAAAGAGGGGAGUGUUGAAUCAGACAGUGAUGAAGACAGCUCCCCUGAUAAUGUUGUUAGACAAGAUAUGAGUGGUCACUAUAGUUUUGAUGGGGAUUCUCAUCUUUACACAGAUCCAAAUGAUGGGACAGUGUAUUUGUGGGAUCGAGAAAAGAAUGCAUGGUUCCCGAAGGUUGAUGAAGAUUUUCUCGCCCAUUAUCAAAUGAAUUAUGGUUUCAUUGAAGCAAAAGAUGUUCCCGAAAGUAAGGAGAAGGAAAAGCAGAAGGAAGAGAAAGAGGAUGAGAGUUCAGCAAAUGAAGAGGAAUUGAAGAGGAAAGCGGCACCUAAAGAACCAGCUUGGUUUGACAUGGAUGAUCAAUUUAAUACUAAAGUAUAUGUAAGUAAUCUUCCUUUGGAUAUUACUGAAGAGGAAUUUGUUGCUCUAAUGCAAAAAUGUGGUCUUGUUAUGAGAGACAUAGAAACUGGAAAGAUGAAGGUGAAGCUGUACACUGAACCUGGAACAACUCAUCUGAAAGGCGAUGCUCUUUGCACAUACAUAAAGGUUGAAUCCGUUGAGCUAGCAUUGAAACUUCUGGAUGGCAGUGAUCUUCGAGGCAAAAAAUUAAAAGUGGAACGCGCCAAGUUCCAAAUGAAAGGUGAAUUCAAUCCAAACCUGAAGCCAAGAAAACGCCGAAAGAAAGAUAAGGAAAAAUUGAAGAAAAUACAAGAAAAGUUAUUAGAUUGGCGUCCAGAUAAGCUUCGUGGCGAGCGUUCAAAACAUGAACGUGUCGUUAUUGUAAAAAAUCUUUUUGACCCUGCUAUUUUUGAGAAGGAAGUAGCGCUCAUCCUGGAAUAUCAGCAAGAUCUGCGAGAAGAAUGUUCGAAGUGUGGUGAUGUGAAGAAGGUUAUUAUUUAUGAUAGGAAUCCAGAGGGUGUAGCGCAGAUAACUUUUCGUGAGCCAGAGGAGGCUGAUGAAUGUAUAAAACUCCUAAACGGCCGUUGGUUUGGUCAACGAAAAAUUUCUGCUGAAACUUGGGAUGGUAAAACUAAAUAUAAAAUUGUUGAAACUGAUGAAGAAAAACAGAAGAGAUUGCAGGGGUGGAAUAAGUUUUUGGAGGAUGAGAAAGAGAAGAAAGAAGCAUUUGAAAGAGCAAAGGAAAUUGCCGAACACACAUCAGCACCAGUUGAAACAAGUGAGAAACAAAGUGCUGGUGAACAGCAAACUCCACAAACAAAUGAGGAACAUUGAGAGAUAUAAAAUGAAGAAAAAAAAUUACAAAAUGAUACAUUCUUCAGGCAUAAUUUUGAAUGUGAAUGUGAAGGUGCAUUUUGAUAAAUUCAUAUUUUAUUUUAUUUUCAAUAAAAUAAUUUAUUUUCCUACAUGUUUUAGGAACAUGUAACUUUGUACAGUUGUUAAUUAAUUUUGAAGUGCAGAUGUACCUGACAUAUUUCACCUCUUCUCAGUAAUUGUUGUUUAAAAUUACUUUUCAUGAAUUUAAUAGGCAAUGAAGCUGAAGUCUCUAUUGUUAAGAGAACAAAAAUCUGUAGAUUAUUAUUUGCCCUUCUUUUAUGUGUUUAUUUUACUCAGUUAAUAUAUACUGCAGGUCUUCUGCAGUUUGUUUCUAAAGGUUGACGUUUGUUCUUCAUGCAGUGUUAAAAUAAUUAUUGAAAUAUUCCUCAGAUUUGAUAUGUUUUAUAUUGAAUUUCUUGAAACAUUGCAUUGAAUGACAUUGAAUAGAAAAAAUGUAAAUAUAUGAAUAAAUCAUUCU
Molecule: messenger RNA, 2584 nt
Organism: Gryllus bimaculatus (two-spotted cricket)
Lineage: Eukaryota; Metazoa; Arthropoda; Insecta; Orthoptera; Gryllidae
Source: the annotation of a GenBank genome assembly